CAGACGGGUCGGGCAUAUGCCCACCCAGGGGCAUAGAAUUCUAUCCCAUGUUCCCAUUCGCAUUCACUUAACUCAAGAUGUUGAUGCUAACAGAUAUUGGAAUUAUGGUUGUGAAUUAGGAAUAGUUUUACAAUUUUAAGGUCUUCAAAAGUCCAAGAAAAGGCAACACAGGGAAUAAGAAAUAAAAGAAUAAAGCAGAGCUGAGCUACCAGAUUCUGGGUCUGUACCUGAAUGCACCAUCCUUUCUCCGCAGACGUAGGGGGAAGUGAGUUCCGCAGUUUUAUUUGGAAUUUGCAGUUCAUGGUCCUUCAAGAGCUGCCGCAAAUUCCUUUUAGCUGCUCGCGCUCCGAUUGGACGAAAGGCUGAUUGAUAGGGGCGUGCGAGGCUCGGCUUCCUGUUCUAGAACAUGGCGGUAGAACGCUGGAACGCGGUGAACAUUCCAUUCCCGGGCACUUGUUGCACUGUGGCCGUGCCCACGUGCAGCAGGGCAGGUGGAUGCAUACAGGAUCUUGUAAGAGCCUGUGAAAAUGUCUUAAAAGCAUUAAGGAAUAAGCUUUUCACAGUAGAGCUUAAUGUCCUACAUUCUCUGUUAUAUGUUUUCCACAACAGGUUACGUCAACACAAACCUUAUCUUGCAUUGAAGCAGAUUGAACAAUGUGUAAAGCGUUUACAUAAUAUGCAACUUGAAGGUUCAAUUCAAGACCUGAUCAAAUUAUGUCCAAGCAUGCCUAAGAUACAAAAUACCAAGAUAAAACAUGUCCCCAGCCAACCAGUCCUGGAGUGGAUGUCGCUGAAAGUGAUGGGGGGCUCGAAGUUGAUGCUGCGCCUGAUGGAUAUGUGCUUCAAAGCAUUUCUUUUGACUACUCGAUAUCUUCGUUGUGAAGAAUUUAUAGUCCUAAAUGUGGUUGUUGCAGGAUUGAUCAGCAGACUCUGGGUCCUAUUUAGAAGUAUUAUACUAAGCCUAGAUUCUUUGUAUGACAAACUGUUCCUGUUACUGACUGAGGUGACUAAAAUUCAACAUAUGACCUAUUUGAAGGAGUUUCACUUCCCUGUUAGUAUCAGACAGUGGCUUGGUCUUUCCUAUUCCAAAGUGAUACAAAUGAAGUUGCCAAGUCUUUCGUCUCAGAUGAGUGGAAUGCCUUCAGGAAAGACAAGUUUACUUGACAAUUUGUUCUUGGGGCCAGAACCUUUAUUAUUGGAGGAUGAGCAGUAUGCAACAUCAGAAGGCAAUAAAAUGAGUGACAUCAUCACCCCUAAAACAAAUCAAAUUCCAGAUAUCAGAUUCCCUGUACAGGAUGAGAGAUUUUGUGAAAUUGAAACUGGAAUUCAGUUGGGAUUUGAAACAAAGUCUCUGCAAGCUCACAGUCAGAACUAUUCUGAGAAUAUCCAGAAGUUUGUGAAAGAAUUUAACUGCAGAAGUUCAAAGAAAAAUAAGCAACCGCUCCCUUUGCUGGAUGAGUUUGUGAGAAGGAUUGGUGCAACACAGACUUUCAGUGUACUGUGUUGGGAGCUUCAGACAAUAUUCCGUUGGUUUAGGCACAGUAAACUAAAAUAUGAAACCUGCUAUUUAGGAAAUCAGUUUCUUAGAUGUCACAGGCUUAGAAUGGUGGAAGCUCUUGGCUACAGUUUUCCAAAGAAGAUCUAUUUCAUAAAACUGGCCAUCUGUAGAUAUCUCACUCAAAGGUCUCGGGGAAAAUUGCAUCAAGAUAAAAUGUUCAAAAAUUGCAAGAGCACAGUGACCCGUCUCCAGAAUUGUAAGAUGAGGCAAUCAAAAUUAUAUAAGGUGUUGCCAAGAGGAAAAAAGUCCUCACUCAAAAAGAAAUGGACAAGGAUUAGACUUUAUGCAAAGAAAGGAAGCAAAAGGACAUUACAAACUACUCCACGUUUUGCAUUUGAUACACAAGCUGCCAUAAAGAGACAAUGCAUUCCUGGAAACGUGCCUGCUGAAUUUGUUGGGAACAGUGGUUUGUAUCAGAAUCUCGAAAAUAUGACAUACCCAUUAGGUUCUUUGGGAGGAGGUUCUGCAGUUCUGCCAAAGGUGGAUGAUGAUAUUGAUGACAUUUUUGCAUCGAUUGGUGUAUAAUUUGUUCCUUGAAAUUUAAAACAACUGCAAAUGAAAGAUUUGACAGUGCAGGAUAACUGGAAAAAAACUUGGAGAAGUGCAUUUCUUUCGAUUGUGGAUUUGAAAAAAGAAUGUAUAAUUUGUAUAUUGCAUUAUGCUUGUGACACUUUGUGUGGCUCUUUGGCUCUUGUAGUGGCUCUUUGUAUUUCUUUUCUUUUAAAACUGUUUCAGGGUGUUAGGACUUUUUUCCUUUUUGCCACCCUAUUUUCCUUCAGGUUUUCAGUUUUGCAUUCAUAUCACCUGGAUUUUGCAGUUGUGGUUAUAAGCCUGACUAGUUUGUUAUAUUUAUGGUAUAUUUUCCUACAUUUUCAAGAGAUGGGUCUUCAAAAUCUUUUCUACCCUGCCGAAAACUAGUUUGGUGCUGUUAAUCACCUCUUGUUAUGAUUUCUAAAAUCAUCACUUUUUUAAAAAAAUUGCACAAGAUUGGUAUAAAUUUGAAAGGAGUAAGAUGUGGCAAUUAAAAUUAUACAAGUUGUUGCCAAGAAGAAAAAAGUCCUCACUCGAGAAGAAACGAACAAGGGUUAGACUUUAUGCAAAGAAAGGAAGCUGUUUUUUUUUUCCUUGAUAGUUACUGCAAAAUAGUUUUCUGCCACACAAAUGGACCAUUACCUAGCUUUUCUGCACAUUUACCUUACUUAAGUUCAUUAUUUUACAGUGCAGUAUUUCACAUAUUUGCAAUUUCAUGUGAGGCUGAGUAACAAAAGCAGCAUUGUAAUAAUAUCUCUUGGCUUAAUUGUUAAGCUCCAAAGUGUACAAACUCUUAGAUAUGGUCUAGAAUCCCCUUGACAACCUGCAGUCCUGUUUCAGCACUGAUGUAAAGCCAGAUUUUUUGUCAGUUCCUACUGGUGCACUGUGUGCUUCUCUCAUUCAGGAGUGGGGAGCUAGUAUUGUAUUGCCACAUGUAGUGAAAUCAACAGCUUUUGUGUCAUAGCGCUAUUAUUUCCCUUCAUCAUUUUGUUCAGUUUUCGGAAAUUACACUCUGCAAUGGUACAAUCAGUUCUUAUAAUAAGUUGAAAUUUUCAUAAUAAAUGUCUGUGCAAAAAUUUGAUAAAUUAUAAAUCUUUAUCAUUUAAAAAAAACAUAAAUGCAAGUAAUUUUUAAAACAAAUAUAAAAGACAGGAGGCAGUCACAAUCAUCUGCCAGUAUCUUUGGUCAAAUAUUGCUGAUGGAACCGCAUUAAUCAUCACUGAAAUUAGUGAAUGGUUCUCAAACAUGUUUUGGCUGUGUGCUGCAGAAUCGUUUUAGUGUCUUAUAACCCAUUUGGAACAUUGGUAACUAUAAAGAGGACAGCCAUCAUUCUUGUUUUCAUUUAUCUUUCUCCUUCCAUUCUGCUUUCCUCUCCCUUUUUCCUCAUUCUGUCUUGACUGACUUUCAUUGUCUUCUACACCAUUAUGCUAAUGCAUGGGAAGUAAUAGGAGUGAGCAGGCAUGAUGACUGAGCAAGAAGUGGCAGUAGUUUGAUGAUAGGGCUCCUUACUGCAUUGGAUUGGCUGGAUCACCACAGUUUUGAGAUCUGUUCCAGCUCCAUUCUUCCCUCUUGGAUGCAACACGAGAAAGGGAGGUUACAUAGAGGAGGACAUGGUGCGAUUAACCCAUGAUAAGAACGUACAGCUUUUUAAGUUUUUUCAAACAAGAAAACACUCCAUUAACAUCGGUAAAGGUAAAACCCAAAUGACCUCAACAAGAAUAUUAUCAAGCAUGUAUAUGCAUUAAGCAAAAUCUUUAUAGGUUUGUACUUGUAUCCAAGUCAUAACUUGAAGAAUUCUCUGCUGGGAGCCGCCCCUUCAAGAUACCGUUCUGGUAUUUCUCUUCCAAAUGAGGGGCCCCAUUUGGUAAGAAAUCGCUUGGUACUCUCUCAUCUGCUUGAAAUCCUCCAUUUGUUAAAGCAUUGGCUGGGAUGGAUUUUUCUUCAUCAUUUGCAUAUUCUGAAGAAUCGUCUGUGGUGCUCUUGCCAUACCAUUUGUAAAGUUGAUAAACUGAGUAAAAUACAAAAUGUUAAGACUUUCA
Carcharodon carcharias (great white shark) is the source of this 4128-nucleotide messenger RNA. It is a transcript of the gene rmp64, whose product is annotated as nucleolus and neural progenitor protein. Gene Ontology annotation, cellular component: nucleus. The coding region runs from base 407 to 2083 and encodes 558 amino acids. Lineage: Eukaryota; Metazoa; Chordata; Chondrichthyes; Lamniformes; Lamnidae. The transcript has 10 exons. Gene Ontology annotation, biological process: positive regulation of Notch signaling pathway. The record is from RefSeq and is a predicted model, not a curated record.